AUGGAACGGGGCGGUGGUUCGGGAGAGCGCUCACGGAUUGCUGCGAAGACUCCUCCGAGCUAUUCGGUGCGCGAUGGGCUUUGCAGGACUGUGUCUUGUACUGGAACUAGGCGCAAUUUUCAAAAGAGGAGAUCCAAAGUGAUUGUCAGUGAUUCCGAAUCAAGUGAUGAGUUUGUGAAACCGAGCGUUGACCGCAAAACCCUUGUAGCUAAAGGUAAGGCGAAGGACAAGGUAGACGUAUUUGAGUUUGACGAGUACGAUGGGUUUGAUAGCGCAAAUUUGAGGAGGAAACGUUUUGAUAAUGGCAGUGUUGGUGUUAGCGGAGGAAGCUCUUUUGCAGCUACAAGAGUUGAUAGCUAUACUAGUGUGGGAAGAUCUGGAUCUUCAGGGAGGGAUGGUGUAUUUGUUAGGAGAAAGAAACCAUACGUUAAUGGCGCAAUGAGUAGUGAAUCUGACUCUGAUGAACCAGUAAGGUUGCAGGGGAGAAACGGUGUUCUGAAGCUCAAGGUGAAUAACCAAACGAGCACACUUGCUGCUUCAGUCAAUCACCAGGAAGAAGACAUGUAUGAGAGGUCGUCUUCUUCCAGGAAGGUAGAGAAGCGUGAGAAUGUUGUAGUGAAACCAAGCUUUAGGAGAUCAAUGAAUAGUGAAACCAUAAGGUUGCAGGGGAGAAACGGGGUUCUGAAGCUCAAGGUGACUGAUAAGACGACCACUCUUGCUGCUUCAGCCAAUCACCAGGAAGCGGAGAUAUAUGAGAGGCCGUUUUCCUCUAGCAAGGUACAGAAGCGUGAGAAUGUUGACAAGAGUUGGGAGUCAGAAGAGAGUGACAGGUCGAGGAGAUGCAAAAGGAAGAAACCAGAAUGCCAAAUGAAACCUGGUGUGAGGGAAGAAAGAAGAGAAAGGCGUGGUGGAGGAACAGAGAAGCAAAGAUUACGUGAGAAAGUUAAGGGAUUGCUUAUUGAUGCAGGAUGGACGGUAGACUAUAGACCUAGGAGAAACCGAAGUUACAUGGAUGCUGUUUAUGUGAACCCCUCUGGAGUAGCAUACUGGUCAAUAAUUAAAGCAUAUGAUGCACUUCGGAAGCAGUUAAAAGACCAAGAGAUUGACGCUAGGUCUGUGAAGGCUACUGCUGCUGCAGUUGCUUCAGUAUCGGAGGAUGUUGUCAACAGUUUAGCAAGGAAGGUGAAGAAGACACAGACUGAGAUGACUAAGCAAUGGAAAAAGGAUUUCAGUGGUAGCGAGAGUGAAAAGGAAAGUGAUACUCGCAGAGAGAGGAUGGGUUCAGAGAAAUCAAAUAAGAGAGGAAGAAAUGGAACCGAUGAUUUACACUCGAAAAGUAAAAGACUUUCCUACUAUAGUGAUGCAAGGCCAUCCUCUGGAUCAGGUUCACAUUAUCUACAUAGAAGAGAAAGCAAAAAACUUGGAAGAUGUACUUUGAAGGUUCGUAGUUCUGAGGAUAAAAGAAAUACAGAGAUCGAUGGUUUCAAUCCGUACUCUGGGAAAAGAACAUUGCUUUCUUGGUUGAUUGAAUGUGGAGUUGUCCAACUAAGACAAAAGGUACAAUACAUGGACCAUCAAUGCACAAAGGUGAUGCUCGAGGGAUGGAUAGCUAGAGCGGGGAUUCAUUGUGUUUGCUGCAGUAAAAUCCUCUCAGUUUCCAGGUUUGAGAUCCAUGCAGGGAGCAAGUCAUGUCAGCCUUUCCAAAAUAUUUAUCUGGAAUCUGGCAGCUCGCUUCACCAUUGCCAAAUCAAAGCGUGGAAUAUGCAGAAAGAUGCUACGAGUCUUGGUUUCCACCACGUGGACACUGAUGGUGAUGAUCCAAAUGAUGACGCUUGUGGUAUUUGCGGCGACGGUGGAGACUUGAUUUGCUGUGAUGGUUGUCCAUCAACGUACCAUCAAACCUGCCUAGGUAUGGAGGUGCUUCCUCUAGGUGAUUGGCACUGUCCAAAUUGCACAUGCAAAUUUUGUGAUGCUGCUGUGGAUUCUGGUGGCGAGGAAGGAAAUCAUUUAUCAUUACUUUCCUGCAACAUGUGUGAGAGAAGAUAUCACCAAUCAUGCAUGAAUGAGCUGGGAGCUCAUAAUGUUCAAUCCUUUGGUUCAGCUUCGUUUUGUGGGCCUAAGUGCUUGGAGCUCUUCGAAAACUUACAGAAGUAUCUUGGUGUCAAAAAUGAAAUAGAAGGCGGCUACUCAUGGUCUCUUAUACACAGGAUGGAUACUGAUUCAAACUCAAACUCUCAAAUGUCGGCAAAAAGGAUUGAAAACAAUUCAAAGCUAGCUGUCGGGCUGGCUAUCAUGGAUGAAUGUUUUUUGCCUAUAAUCGACAGAAGGAGUGGUGUAAAUCUAAUCCGCAAUGUCCUUUAUAACUGUGGAUCCAAUUUCAACCGGAUUAAUUACAGUGGCUUCUACACUGCUAUACUAGAGAGAGGAGAUGAAAUUAUAUCUGCGGCUUCUCUCAGGUUCCAUGGAAUGCAACUGGCGGAGAUGCCAUUUAUUGGAACCAGGCAUAUAUAUAGGCGUCAAGGAAUGUGUCGUAGGCUUUUUGAUGCAAUCGAAUCGGCUAUGCAUUCUCUCAAGGUGGAGAAAUUGGUGAUUCCUGCGAUUCCAGACUUCUUGCAAGCGUGGACUGGUAAUUUUGGAUUCACUCCUCUUGAUGAAUCAGUUCGGAAAGAGAUGAGGUCUCUCAACACAUUAGUAUUCCCUGGAAUAAGCAUAUUACAGAAACCGCUUGUGAGGUUAUAG
Messenger RNA from Microthlaspi erraticum, 2739 nucleotides. The record is from the annotation of a GenBank genome assembly. NCBI's taxonomy places the organism in Eukaryota, Viridiplantae, Streptophyta, Magnoliopsida, Brassicales, Brassicaceae.